UUAUUAGUCAUACCAACUAUGAGAAUACUUCUUGGUGCUAUGGUGUUAGUGGCCAAGCAGAUUAUAAUACUCAUACAUAUACAAAUCAGGAUAGUUAUGUUGAUUAUGAUAUCGCUAUCA
Racocetra persica is the source of this 120-nucleotide messenger RNA. Lineage: Eukaryota; Fungi; Glomeromycota; Glomeromycetes; Diversisporales; Gigasporaceae. The record is from the annotation of a GenBank genome assembly.